AUGAGCGAAUCCAACACGCCAAAAUCCGUCUCAGUCCUCUUCGUCUGUCUCGGAAACAUCUGCCGCUCAACCAUGGCAGAAGGCGUCUUCCAGUCCCUAACCCGACCGGACGGCAAACCACCACACCCCUUGGUAGCGACCAUCGAUUCGUGCGGCACGGGCGCAUACCAUGUCGGCGACGGCCCGGACUCGCGCACCAUGUCCACGCUUUCAAAGAACGGCAUAACGACGUACCGCCACGCCGCGCGCAAAUUCGCCCCGUCCUCGGACUUCAAAACAUUCGACUACAUACUCGCCAUGGAUGACGAUAAUCUAGACGACCUGCUGCGGUUGCGGCAGAGGGAGGUGAAGAAGCUGGGGGGUGAGGACGGUGUUGGGCAGGUCAUGCUGUUUGGCGAGUUUGGGGGGAGCAAGAGGGGAGGGCCGGGGGAGGAAGUGCAGGAUCCGUAUUAUGGGGGCAAAGAGGGGUUUACGGCUGCGUUUGAGCAGAGUGUGAGGUUUUCAAAGGCGUUUCUGGAGAAAUUGGAGCAGGGGGAGUUGAGCUGAUGACAUGGUUUGGAUGGAGGAUAGGAUCGAUGUGAUACCCAUUGACUUUGCAUACACUCUAGAUAGUUGUAGUAUAAUUUUUCAUAUAGCCUCCAACUCUCUAGACGAAGGGACUCGUAUUCUUUGAGCAUUGGUCAACUUGGGUGAGGUCCUAGUACUCAAAGAUACAUCGACAAGUGCAAUACCAAGCCAUACUCAAUGGGGAAUAUUUUGACGACUUCUUCCCUCCUAGGCUCCCAUUUAGACUCGAUUGCUCGUAUCCUACUCAGGCCCGAGGCUGUAUCCCGUCUCCAGCCGCAAGUCUCGUUGCUUAGUUUGUCUUCGCUUAAAACGCCCGGAAGUGUACAGGCGUGCAUCAUAUCAUCCGUUCCAUGGAUUGUCAGCCGCACUAAGGCUGAGUGUGCGCUUCGAAAGUGGUGAGUAUUCACCUGCCUGGUGAAGAGCAACAAGCG
Cucurbitaria berberidis CBS 394.84 is the source of this 998-nucleotide messenger RNA. Its product is annotated as low molecular weight phosphotyrosine protein phosphatase-like protein. Bases 1 to 546 code for a protein of 181 amino acids. The transcript is spliced from 2 exons. Gene Ontology annotation, molecular function: protein tyrosine phosphatase activity. NCBI's taxonomy places the organism in Eukaryota, Fungi, Ascomycota, Dothideomycetes, Pleosporales, Cucurbitariaceae. Gene Ontology annotation, biological process: protein dephosphorylation. The record is from RefSeq and is a predicted model, not a curated record.